UCCCUUUGACGUAAAAAAUAUAUAAAUUUAUAUUAAAUGAAAAUGUAAAAAUAUUAAAAUUGCGCGAAUUUCACAUUUGUACGCCUGUACCUCCAGAUCACUUACUUUUUCGUCUUCGAAUUAUAAGUUUCACCGACUUCUAUGCGCCUUUUCGACAUUUUAAAUCAGAUCUACGUGCCUUAAACGUUGGUAAAUUACAAGUUUUUGAGUAUUUUACACAAUAUUAAACGUAUAAAAACGAUUUUAGAACUCAAAAUGCACGCGAAAAACACGCGUUCAACGUUUAAUAUGCAACUUUUGUAGCAAAUAAAAGAAAACGAAGUUGGUUGUAAAUAACCGAAACAAGCAGAGUUGCACCGUUAUUACUUCACGGAAUUUUAGUUAUGAGUUGAUAAAUCUCUCCAACUAAACGUAUUGGUAAAAUUCAAUUCAAUUUAUAACAUCAACUCACCCAUAUAUACCCAUAUAUGAGUUUCCCCAUAAAAAGAUUGCGAGUCGAAGCGAAGUAAGAUCGUGGCAACUGUUAUAAAUAUGGUUAUGCUGACUAGAGCAGCGAUUGAUAUUCUUAUUAUUUAUUUAUUUAUUUUUCGUUGGGAGUGGCUCCGAUUCUCUUAUGAUGAAAAUAUCAAAACACAAAAUAUCAAACCCAGAGCAGGCAGGGAAAGCUAAGCGUUUUUUUUUAACAUGGCUUAUGUUUGAUUCGUUUCGAUGUCAAAGGAUGAAUUAUCAAGCAAAGCGCACAAAAUUGUAUGGUAUAUAAAGUUUACAUUGUAAGCCCCUAUAAGUGAUCAACUUGGGAGCACUGGUGCCAUUAUUUAGUGUUGUCUUGUUGCACAAAAUGAGUAAAUUCUAUACAACACUGAUUUUAGACUGGAAAAACAGAAAAUUUGUAUUGUAGUCUAGUUGUGAAAAUUGCUUAUAGAUUAUUGAAUUGUUAAAUAAAAGCAAGAUAACUUGUGAAUAAACAUGCACCAGCAACAUUACAAUAAUUUGGCAUAAUUGAGUGUUUAAUGAGAGCAUCGAAUAUGAUGGAAAUUCCGAUACAAGUAGCUGUACGUAUCUAUCCGUGCUUACCACCGGCUGUAACAACACCUAUAUCAGCACCACUACUAUCAGCUGGCAAUGUUGUAGAUACGCAAUCCAUUUUAGGGGCUGAUGAACAUUCGCAAAUAAGAACGCAAAAAGAUGACAAUGGGAAUUUUAAUGCGAAUGAAAAUGCUGGAGAUAAUGGUCCCAUGAACCUGCCAAAUGAGCCAACCAAAGGUGAGGCCAACAUUUACGUGCAAGCCAUUCCAAUGACUGCACCGGGAUUUCUGAAUUCCGCACCCACUGCUUUGCCUGGACAAAUGGAUCACGGCAUUGCCGCGGGCUUAAUGCAAGUAGGACCGCAUUCAUUUCCCGUGACUCAUGCUCUAUCUAUGGAUUGUACACAAAGUCAAAUUUACCAUCAGACCGUAUUUCCGUUGAUUAGUUUGUUUAUGGAAGGAUUCGAUGCUUCUGUAGUAACAUAUGGACAAAGAGGAACUGGUAAAACAUACACACUUUACGGACCUGGUUUCGAUUGUGUAUAUAAUGAGUCCGAACAGGGCGUGGUGCAAAGAUGCGUGCGCGAAAUAUUUUCCCAUAUGGCGAACCAUCCAGAACGUACCUAUGCUGUAAAUAUCGGUUGGGUGGAAAUAAUGGACGAUGCAAUUCAUGAUUUAUUGGGUGUGGGCAAUGUUCAUUGCAAUAGCAUUACUGAUGUUUUUCAUUGGUUACAAAUUGGCAUGAAUGCCAAACAGUCUUCUAACAACAAUAGUAACGACGAUUUAUCUAUAAGCCAUACACUUUUUACGCUUACACUCGAACAACAAUGGGUUUCAAAAGAAGGUCUCAUACAACAUCGACUUUCAACAGCAAGUUUCUCCGAUUUAUGUGGCACUGAUCGUGUAUUCAUGUUGAAUGCGUUAGAUCAAACCACAAGUUUACCCAAGGAUGUGGGUUUGCAAACAUUGGAGCGGGUGGUAAACACACUUACUGAUCCAGCACUCAUGUAUGGUUCUAAUGGCAAUAUACCUUAUAAUCAAACCACAUUGACAACAUUAUUGAAAGAUUCUUUUGGUGGCCGCGCACAAACUUUACUUAUUUUGUGUGUUUCGCCACUAGAGCGAGAUUGCAAUGAAACAAUCUGCAAUUUACAAUUUGCCUUCAAAGUACAAUGUGUUAGAAAUUAUGUUAUUAUGAAUACAUUUUCUGACGAUAACACACCCAUCUCGCCAGAAGCGAUUAUGCCCGAUUUGCCUGGUGGCGGUGGAUGUGGCAUACCGGUGGGAGCAGAUACAUUCGGAUUACAAUUUGCAGCAAGUCAGUGGUAUAAAUUGGUAUCCAAUGCAGAAGGAUUGUUCUCAAAAUUGGCUGCUUCAAACGCUGUGACUGAGUUGGACAAAGAACAAAUUGAAGAGUGGCUUUUCCUCAAGCAAGAAUGUGAGGAAUGUUUAAGCUCUGCUGAAGCGAUACGCUCACAAAAGCAACUAGGGCCCAUACAAGAAGCAGAAGAGCCUGAGGAGGCAGUUAGCGAUCCCGAAACCUCAUUUCACCAGAAUUCAGAUAAUGAAUCGGACUGUGAAUCGCAACGACCUGAUUUGAUGGAAAAAUUAGAAACGCUAAUGGAGGAACUACGCAUAAAAACAGAUACUUUAAUUCACGAAAAAUAUAAAGAAUUUAUACAAAACCAACCAAAAGCUGUAAUGGAAAGUCAGGAGAGCACAAGACAGAAGGAGUCAGCACAGAGCCUAGAGUUAGUGUUGAGCGAACAACGUCAAACGAUUGAUAAAUUAGAUGAACGCAAGCCAUCAAUGGGAGGUCGACGCAGAUCGAUACAGCCCGGUGCCAGUUUAUCUAGCGCUGAGAUCGCCAUGCUUAAUCGCGUGGCGUCGCGUGAACAGACAGCACCAAAAGUAACCGAUGACUUUCUUGAGAGUUCAGGUGACCUGCAGAAUGCAGCACAGUUACGCGCUGUAAUUAAUUCGCCACUGGAAAAUGUACAAAAGAAAUUGCGCAAAUUAGUCACUGAUAUCGAAGCGCGUCAACGGCAAAUAGAAGAAGUAGAACAAACAAUGCAGUUGAAACAAAACAUUAUAACGGAACUGGUGAAAAAUAGCGACACGCGCUCCACAGCCAAACAACGUUUCCACAAGAAGAAAUCCAAACUUGAAUCCGAGUAUGAAAAGGCUAAAAAACAGUUGGCUAAGGCAAUAGUGCAGGGUAAGGAUAAGUCAGAGGUCGAACGGUUGCGUGCAUUAAUUGCACAUAUAGAACAGCGCCUGCAAGAUCUCGCCUCAAUGAAGCAUAUCGCUGGCGAAAGUGGACAAAAGGUAAAGAAAUUGCAACAAUCUCUACAUGAAUCCAAAAAAGUCAUCGACGAGCUACAAAAGAAAUUAAAAAAGGAUCGUAAGCAACGCGAACAGUUAGAGCACGAGUUAAAAGUGCUCAAAGAGAAAGAAAAUACGCUAAGCGCCAACAGCAAAGCGCUUGUCAAGAUAGACGGCAGCUCGAAUGCAACCGAAGAUGCAGAACGGGGCAAGAAUCUGAAAGAGGUGCAAGCAAGAAUCUCGCAUUUAGAUCAUGUGUUACGUGAGAAAUCGGAGAAUUUGGAACAGUAUGGCGACAAUCCUGAAGGCACUGGCGAAAAGGAAGGUCUACGACAUGAAAUACGCAAUCUGCGACGCACACGUGAUCACCUACUCGAACAACGUUGCGCACUCGAUCGUAAGUUGAAGCGCGACAAGGUGCUGUCACAACGCGAGGAGCGCAAGCUACUCGAAUGCGAUGAGGCUAUCGAAGCCAUCGAUGCAGCAAUUGAAUUCAAGAAUGAACUCAUCUGCGGCCACAAGUCCAUUGAUACAAGCGAACGCUUGCAACGUGAGAAAGGCGAACAGAUGUUGAUGGCGCGUCUUAAUAAACUCUCGCUGGAGGAAAUGCGCACGCUAUUAUAUAAGUAUUUCAUAAAGGUUAUCGAUUUGCGUGACUCCUCGCGUCAGCUGGAAGUGCAGUUAAUGCAGUUGGAACGCGAACGCGAUGCUUGGGAGUGGAAGGAACGUGUGCUUUCGAAUGCAGUGCGGCAGGCGCGUCUCGAGGGUGAACGUAAUGCUGUGCUAUUGCAGCGGCAACAUGAAAUGAAACUCACAUUAAUGCUACGUCAUCUCGCCGAAGAGACAUCUGCCUCGGCAUCGGCUAGUUCGUUGAAUUUCAGUGAUGCACAACAACAGCAGCAUCAGCAACAACAACAACAACGUUACUUGCGUCCUACACACCUUGCGCUAGCCCAUCAACAACAGUUGCACACAGCUGGCGGCGCUAUUAACACAACAUCGCCAUACUCCGACUCUGAUCUCGAGCUAGAAUUUUACAAGCCCAGCGUACCAGUGAGUGGUAAAAUUUUGAAGCCACCUAAACAUGGUGAAAUGGAAAUAUGUCCGCUACCCGAUGCUUUGGCUAAAUACAAGCCGUUAGAAAAAUUCAAAGAGAAGGAGCGCGAGUCAAAGAACAAAUUAUUUGCCAAAUUUCAAGUGCUCACACGUUACGCCGGUCAAUCGGUAACUGCCGCAGGGGCUGGCUGUGCUGCUGACGAGCAGACCGGCGGUAGCAGUAGCCGUAAGAAGGAUAAAGAUCAAUUAGCGGCGGCCAUACCCCAAGAGAACUUAAAACGCUUAAUAUCAACCCCUCCCGCCACGAAAGUGACACGUCAGAAAAAUAAGAUUAUAAUACAGGAUGCUACACGCAAAAAUUAGUAAGCAUUGAAGUAUGUUAUUUACUUUUAUAUUUUAAUAAUACAUACAUACAUAUACAUAUAUAGGGCUGAGUAGAGAGCAGGUAAGAAGUUCAAAAAAAAACUUGAAACAAUUAUUUACUACAGCUUUCGAUUUUAACAUGAUCAUGUAUUUAACACAUGUUAAUUUUAUGUUUUUUUUGGUAGCUAUCGGAUUAACUUUUAGGUUGUCACAAACGCGUAAUAAAUCACGCAAAUAUUCCUAUGUGCCAGGUGCUUUUGCACUUGUUAAUUAUUUAAUUAUUUGUUUAAAAUAUUUGUACUAUUCGUAUAGUAGUAUAAAGUAUAUGUGCUACAGGCGGGAAUAACUGCAGGUACUUUUCCAAUAGUAUUAUGCAUUCAAUAAAAUGAGAUAGGACAAGGUCAUUGAUUUCGUUUUGCGAAAUGAAUUUAUAUUUCAUAUUCUUACUAUUAUAUUCGUAACAAUCGUGCUGCUAUAUUUUUUUAGAAAUUAGCUGUGCUUUUUAUGCAUAAAUAUUCAAAAUAGUUUGAAUUUAAAAUGUGCUUGUGUUUGCUCUAAAACAUAUUAUAAAGUAAUUUUUUCUUACUGUGUUAGUUAAGCAAAAUAAGGUUUAACGAAUAACAUUUACAAUAUUAUUAUAUAUUCAUAUCUUAUAUAUUUUUACAAUAUAGUUUUACUCUAAACUCUUAUUUUUUUAUUUAUUUAUAUUAUUUUAUUUUAUUCCCUGCUCUGUUUUAUAUUUUGUUCAAAUGGUUUUUAGUUUUUCUUUAUUUUAUUUUAUUGCAACAAUUAAUUUGUUUCCUAACAUUAUUAAUUUAAUACCAACCUAAUUUUAGUGUAUAAAUCACGUUUCAGAAAAUGUUUAACUCCUAAACCUUUUGUGUAGAUUUGUUAUGCAUAAAAUAUGAAAAUUUUCUUGUUUCUUAUUAGUUUAAUUAAAAAGUGUUUUCUGUAUAAUAUUAAUUAGGUUUUUUAUUUUUUUCUUAAUCAAUAUUUAUAACCAAAUAAUUUUUGUUGUUAAUUUUUUAAUGAAAAUUAUAUUUAAUUAUGAUUUAUGUUAUAUUGAAACAGAAUAAUAUUUCAUCAAUUAUAAAAAUUGAAAUUAUGUGACUAGAGUGAGAUUGUAUUUCUCACUUUAAUUUUAUUUUACUCUGACCAGGGUAUAUUAAGUUUGACAUGAAGUUUGAAACAUCCGGAAAAAACAUCGGCGACGCCAUAUUAUAUACGAGUAUAUAUGUAAAUGAUCAGUGUGAUAUACGCCCACUUUGUCGAGACCGCCGAUAACAGACGAAUAUAAGAUAUAACUGCCAUAGAAACUGAUCGUUCAAACUAAAGUCCCUGGAAAACUUUUUUAUUUGACAAGAUAUCUUCACGAAAUUUGGCCUGGCUUAAUGCCCAACGCAACGCUACGAUCGCCGAACAAAUUGGUGAGAUCGAACCACCAUAUCAUAUAGUUGCUAUUCAACUGAUCGAUAAAACCAAGCCUAAGAUCUUUUUAUACUUUAUGUGCUUUAAAAAUGCACCUAUAAUACCCUAUCUUCGUUCGUCCGGUUGAAGUUCACGCUUUUCUUGUUUUUUCUUUUAACGCAACCAAAUUUUUUCUUUAACUUUCUUUUGUCAAAUAAUUUCAAUUUUUAUUAUUUAUAUUACAUUAUUAUGUUUCUACAAGUAUUUCUACUGAUUUUGUUUGUUUAUUUUCUUUUAUUUAAUGUAGGCAUUUUUAUUUUUCUAAGACCAUUUGCUAUUUUUUAGAAUUAUAUUAUAUAUUAUAUUAUGCUUUAGUUUUCCAGAAAAAUAUUUAUAUUUUGUAAUACAUUUUUUCGCAGUACUUUGUGAUUAAAAUGUUCGUGAUACUGAUUUUUUAAAUACAAUACAUUGAAAGAAAAUUCAUCAUUAUUUUAAUUUUAUUUUUGGUUAAAAUUUAAAUUUUUUCGUUACAUAUUUUAUUACCAUCCCUAAGAAAAUAGCGCAAGCACUUUUAAUGCUGUUUACAAUGAUGACUUAAACUCAAUACUCACAUUUAUUAUUAACUAAAAAUAUGUAUUUGAUACUGUAUAAAUCAAUGAAAAUUAAUUUUUUUGACACAUUGUUGGUUCUAUAGAAAAAAAGUUAAUUCCAAGGUAGCUAUUUUUCCUCCCUAGAUUAGGUACAUACAUACAUAUAUACAAACAUUUUUAUGUAACAAUUUAAUAAUAAUUUAAGACUCAAUUUUGUACACAUACCUUUAAAAGUUAACUGCAUUGUGUCAUAACUCUAGCAUUAUAGCAUAGACCUUCCGAUUAUGUUAAGUAAAACUAUUUUAAGUUCGAAAACUUAAUAAUGUGCUUAUUUAAUAUAAUUUCUUACGUUUAAGACAACUAUGGUAAGUAUUAAUUACUAUAAAUUUAUAUAUUGCUCAAAUCAGCAAAACGAAACGAAGCGAAGUGAAUAAAAGAAACAUGAGACAAGAAAUCACGAUGUAAUACUCAAACCCA
Messenger RNA from Bactrocera oleae (olive fruit fly), 7243 nucleotides. It is a transcript of the gene cos, whose product is annotated as kinesin-like protein costa. Gene Ontology annotation, molecular function: microtubule binding; ATP binding; microtubule motor activity. The record is from RefSeq and is a predicted model, not a curated record. Gene Ontology annotation, biological process: mitotic spindle organization; microtubule-based movement; spindle elongation. Gene Ontology annotation, cellular component: microtubule associated complex. Lineage: Eukaryota; Metazoa; Arthropoda; Insecta; Diptera; Tephritidae.